AUGGAUAAUACACAUCCUGAGAAAGCAAAACCUGAUCCUGAUAAGAAAGUUAAUCGAAGAUCCAUUUCAAGGUACAGAGGUAGGAAGCGUAGAACUCAUUGGAAAACCAUGCAGAAUAAAAAAGAAGUUAAAAAAAACAUUGCUUUACCAGCUUCAAGUUUGCCUGUCAUUUUGCCAGUGAAUUCUCCCGAAGACUCUACGAAAGACCAGAUUAAGACUGAAACCGUACAUGCUGAUGACGAUAGUCAAAAACUCUAUUCAACUCGUAGGGGCAAGGGGCGCAGGCAAAGGGUUGUGAAUGCAAAUUUGAGUAAAGCCAGUCAAGCACAAGACCCUUUAAGUUUGACAACGGAAACUAUAGAAGAUCAAAGUUCCUCAAAAAGAGAUUGGCGGUCACUUCCAAGGCGCAAAAGAUUGUGGAAUACGGAUGCCAAUCUAAAACGGUCUUUGAGAUCAGAUGCUGUAAAGAAUGAUGAGGAGACUAUAUUGAAUAUACAGCACAAUGAAACAAAACAAAACACACCCAAGAGGAAGAUGGAGGGAAUUAACUUGAAGGAACGAUAUGGUCUAAAGACUAUAAUCACAAACUGUGGCAGAGUCUUUGUCCCACAUGGUUCAGAUGUUGAUAUGGAAUCUAGAAAAAAGGAGAAAAAUAAUGUUGAGAUGAGCAUUGACACAAAUGCAGAAACUAUUUCUCCUGUGGAGAACAAUUCAAAGCAAAAUAAAAACAAAGAAUCAGUGGAAAUUAAGGGAGAGUCUCCCUUGAAGGGUAAGGAAGAAUUGCCCUUUAAAAAUCCACUGGCCAAUCACGACGAAGACUCAGACAGCACUUCUAACGACAUGCCAAGUGCUCUCUUGUCAGCAUUAAGGAUAUUGAGGAAACUUCACAAAACCCAUCCAUCAGAAAUUGACAAAAUUCAGGAUGCAUGUCCAGAAAAGUCCAUGAAUGCUGCAUCAGACAAGGCUGUAUGUGUCCAACAGAUUAACAAAGAACAUCCUGUUGCUGUUCAAGCAGAUGCAACUUCCAGUGUUUCCGGAGUUUCCGACCAUUCCACGCCCCCAGACCCAAAAGUGUCCUCUCCUGACAAAAUCAAAAAGAAAAAACAUGAUGUGUACAGUGCAAUAUCUAUAAGCAAAUUGAAGACUGUUCUCAGAAGGGGAAAGAGGGCGAAAUCUCCUUCCACUGGUGACAUUUCAAAAUCUGAGCCAAAUAAUCCAGAGCCAGAGUCAAAGAAAGGAAAACUGGGCACCAUUGUGGAUCUCAAGUGUGAUACAGCCCAAAAUGAGCUGACAGACACAGAAUCGCAACCCAUAAAUGAUGAGGCACAGCACACGUCAGUGAAAGGUGCAGAGCUGACAAAACAACCUGUAUCUUGGAGAGGUCUUAUUCACAAUGCAUCAAAAGAAAAUGGGUCCCUCAAUUUUGACACAUCAGCACCUUUUGAAAUAGCUAAACACGCUGACAUACCUUCGCUUAUUGGGGAUAGGGUGGGAAAGAGAAGAAUUAGCACUGAUGGCAAAGCCAGUGCAGAGAGACUGAGCAUGGGUGCAUCUCAGCCCUCAGAUGCUUUGAGUUUACUGGCUGACUUGGCCCUUGGCGCAAGUAACGAUAAAAUGUUAACAAGCUUAGAAGCCAAAGCUGACCAGGAGACCCUUGAUGGAGUGAGGGCUAGUGGCUCCACAGAGUCAGUCCUUCAUGCACUUCUUCGUUAUCCAUCCACCAGAUUUAAAUUACCCCCCAGGUCUCCUUUCCCAGAAGGUCUUUUAGUGACUGGGGAACUGAUUUUGGAAAUAUCAAAAGAACAUUCUUACUCACAGCCCACCUCUCCGCUGUCAGGUUUGUCAGGUCCAUCUCCCAAGGUUUCUUCUCCAUCUGGAAGUGUAGAAUCGCCUCUGUUCUUGAAAACUGGACUUCAUCUGAACCUACCCAAAGAUGCUGUGGUCUCAUGUCAUCAAGAGGAAGGGGGUAAAGCAGAAUGGAAGCAUUUGAUUUCUCCAUGUAAGCAAUUGUCACGGAUCCCCAAGACAAAACCACGUAAAUCAAGAAUUCUACGCAACAGAAGCAUAAUUGAAAAGGAGGGAAUGAUUCAGGUGACAAGGAUUUGGAAAGAACCAUAUGAUUUUAAAUUUGACAGCAAGUUUACGAAUGACAGUAAAGACAAAACUGUAACACGAGCGCUUCAUGGGAAAUGGAGCUUCAACAUUGAAGAUACGUAUGAGGAUGUCCAUCUUAUUUUUCACAUGUGGAUUGGUCUUUUUUAUAGUAAUCCAACGUCCAGGUUAUUUCACCUCGAAAACUGUACUGCAUUUGCAAAGGAGAAGAAUGUUGAAAUGGUUCAUUUGGACAUAAAUGCUAUUCAGAAUGCUGUUUCAUUGCUCAAUGUUGAUUUGAGCAAGAAAGCAGACUCGGCCAAACCUGUACAUGUUUCAUCAGAUGUUUUGGAUCUCUCUGUAAAAAAUGAUGAGCCUGUAAAUCUUCAUUCUGAUUUGCUCUCAAAUCAGAGCAAAAGAAAAGACACUGCAUCAGAACCUGGUGAUCUGUCAUCUCAUGAGCAUGAAAUGACACCAAGACAUUCACCUUCUGGGAAAAGUAUCUCCUCCAGUCCGAAAGUUACUGCAUUUAUGAAUUAUAGAACUGCUCUAGAUGUACCAGAAGAUAUUUCAGUGCCUGACAGUGAUGACAAUGGUGAUGAAAAUGAUGUCACCACUGAGUGCUCAUAUUCACAGCACUUGGAAAAAAACAGUGCAUACAACCAGUUGUGUGAAAAAGCAUUAAAUAUGAGAAUAGGUGUUCGGAUGCUUCAACCAAAGGUCAGAAAUCCUACUUAUAAUAAAGCAUCCACCAGCAUAGCCACUUCUGGUCCGCAAAAAAUAGGUGUUUUCCAUCAAAUACUUGGCCCCAUAAAACCAUCAGCAUUCUCAAAAAAACAGCGUCUGAUUUUGGGUAGGAAAAGUUUUGAUCUUGGUUUAAAGAAUGAAACUGGAAAUGUACCACAUGUAAUAAUCCAAAAGGAGAACGUGUCUGACAGUGCAGAGAGUCAAAAGAUUUUUGAAUCAAAGAAAGAAACAAACAAAGAUGGGUGCCCAGAAGCUCUGGUUAAUGAAAAUAUUGACAAGACUGUUGAACUUAAAACUCAAGCAUCUGUUUUGGUGGAAGAAGAGAGUGUAUCUGUAGCUGUGGAGAGUAAAAUUGUAUCGGAUGAAGACAGAUGUCUGAUGAUGAUGGAAGAAGAAAGUGAAAACAUGACUUUCGAGCAUAAAGAUACUGUUCAUGUAAAGGAAGAUCUUAAAACCAAUGUUAAAGAGCAUAAUGAGACUUCUCAUGCAACGGAAGAACCUAAACACGUACUAGAUGACACAAUUCUAGUUGACCAUGUUGAUGAGCUAAGUGAUAUUUCAUCAGAUGAGACGAGAGCUGAAGAGCUUAAUGAGACUUCUAAUGCAAAUGAAGAACUUAACCCUGUGCAUGAUUUGAAAGAUCACACAAAUGUGGAUGAUGAUCUGAAAUAUGCUUUAUCAGAAAAGACUAAUAUUGAGGAGUGUAAUGAGUUGCCAAAAAAUGCAAAAGAAGAGCGUGAUCUGAAAGAUAAAUCAAAUGUGGUUGAUGCAUCAUCCCAUGGAACUGAAGGUAACGACACUAAAGAGCCUGUGAAAGUAAAUGAAGAUUAUACAGGUGAGGAAAUAAUGCAAGAAAGUGAGAUCAUGUCAAAGGAAGAGGCAGAGCUGGUUGGCAGUGAUAAUGAACAUGAGACAUCCACAGCAAUGGAGGAAUAUCUAGAUGACUUUACUUUGGUUUUGGAGGAUGACAUAAACAGUGUUGAUAUGGAAUUCAGUGACGAGGAUUCUGAAACCAAGGUACAGAAGGAAAUUUAUGAACAAACCAGCUCCACUGAUAAACCUGCCUUCACCGAUGAUGACCAUGACAUGAAGAUGCAGAAUAGUGAAAAACAACCUCGGACACCAGAGGAGGCAAACCUUGCAGACAGUGCCCUUGGACAAUUUAGAAAAGAUUCAUGUCCAGGUGAUGACCAGCUCAUGACUAUUCAAGAGAAAAACACUCUAGCUGCUGAUAAUGAUAGCGCUGAUUUAUUGCAUGCUGAGGGUGAAACCAAGACUACUGAGCAGAGUAUAGUGGUACAACAAGAGGCUUUUGAUCUUUGCCAGAAUGAGUCAAAACCAACAAGUACUGUAGAACUCACAAAAAUAAAUAUUUGUCAUUUAGAAAAAUAUGACAAAAUAAAUUUCAGCCAGCAAGUUCCAUUUAAAGUCUCUGGUAAAGAUGUUAUAUAUUUUGAAGAGAAUGAAGCACAAAAUCAGUGUUCUUGUGAAGAUCAAAUGAUCGAAUCAAACCAAGAAUGUCUGUCUUUAAAAAUGUUUGCAUCACCCUCAAAUGCUCUAAUUGACCAACCCACAGAGAUGGAGGUAAACAGCAUGUGCUCAACUCCCACUCAAGAUGAAAUUCCAUGUUAUCCAAAGGUGAACAAAAGAUUCAGGAAAGAGGCUUUGAAUAGGGACUUGUACUACCCAGAUGACACUGAUCAUGCUGACAUGAUGCCACCUAAAAGUCCAGCAAGCCCUCAACCUCAUGUUUCUACCUCAAAGCCCUUAUCUGACUUUACAGGAUAUUAUAAAGAAAUCCACAGUGACGACGUAAGGAGGAGUAAGAAAAAAUAUACUGGCGUGAUGGAUUUUAAAGAUAAAUUUUCAAUAACUACUGAGCAUUCACCCAAUGAGGAAUCUUUUCCGUUAAAGCACAAACUCUAUCCCACCUACCUAAAAAAAGCAGACAUCAUAGAGGGUGCAUCUGAGAAAGAUUCUGCUCUCUAUUACAGAGACGAUUUACAUGGAUAUUACGACAUAUGUGAUGAAGGCAUGCCAUGGCAUGAUUACCAAACAGGGGAAUCCGUUAAUCACCAAUUUUAUUCAUGUGGAAAUGAAUCUGGUGGUGACAAUGAUUUACCCAUUUGUUCCAAGUACAUUACUUCUGAACGUGACUAUUCCUACAAGCACAAAAAGCAUGCCAAGAAAGAAAAGGAUGAGUACUGUUGGGCAGAAAAGAAUUAUAAAUCAGACACUCUGUCUUCCAAAUACCCAAUAAAGGUUACUUUUAAUGCAGACUAUGAAACAGAAGUAGCCCGAAAUCCAAAAAAGAAGUCUCGAAAAAGCAAAUUCCUAGGUGCCUUCUGUCAAAAUGCUGAGUGGGAUGAUGAAUCUUCUGACAGCAAUCAAAAAACAUCAUACAUUGAAACUUAUCAAACAAAGCCAACUAGGUCUUUCACAGUUAGUUCCACUUCACAUGUUAAACCAAACACACAAAAAUUUGACUGGCGCAGAUAUUUCAGAAGGGAGGUGACUUGCAGUCAACAAUUAGAUGCAAGUGAGAGGGAUAACAAAUUUGACAUUCCACCCUCAUCCAUUGUUACCGUUUUGGACAAGAAAGGAAACCGUGUUAUAUUUAACAACUCUCCCACCAUGAAGCCAUUUUUCGAUGGAAGUAAUUUGACUAAAGGACUUGAAGAGUCUUUUAAUGAAUGGCAGGAACAACAAAGUAAGGCUGAUGUGACUCGUUCUGCACUUGAUUGCGAGUACCUCAUCUUCUCUCAAAAAAUUAAUCGUGUUCUCAAAGAAACAAAGAGCUCUACCACAUCACACUGUAGGUCAAAUCCAGACCCAUGUCCUAUGACUGUUCGAUUUUCAAAUCUCAGUGAAAUAGAGAGUUCUGCUGAAUUUAGUAAAGCACAACCAUCACUUACUGACUUUAAGAUUAAAGUGGACAUGUCCGACAGGAAAGAGAUCAGGGAAACGGUGAGAAACCAUAAACUGCAUCUCCAAAGACUUUUCUGUGAAAAAGGCAGUGAUGUGGAGUUCUCUGGGAUAUCAGAAAUAACAGAACAGUGCGCUGUGGCAUACAAGUCCAUGAUGAACGAUGUCUGCAGCGGGAAGUCUCUGCCUUGUCCAACGGAGGAAAAAAAGAGGAAGAUUGAUCGAGAGAGGGUUGGCCCUUAUUCUGGAUUUUAUAGGCGCGUUAAGAAAGACGUCUUUGAAAGUCCGAAGUCUCUUGCGAGUCAAGCUAAGAUUAAAUACAGGUUUUAUAUUCUUGUCACAUCAACAGAUACCUUCUUUGAAGAAACCAAGAACCUUUUGGAGGUUGAAGGCCACAGACCGGUGAAGCCAGAUGACUUUGACCUCAAUGGUGACAAUCAGUCCCCUUUGCUCAUUAUACUGAGAAAUGAGGACAUUGCAGAGCACAUAUGUGAGGUGCCUUAUUUGCUGGAAUUAAAGAAGUCACCCAGCGUCCUGUUUGCUGGCAUCGACCGACCCGAUGAUGUAGUGAACUUCACUCACCAAGAGCUUUUUGCUAAAGGAGGCUUUAUAGUAUGUGAUGACAUGGCUCUCAACACACUUACUCUAGACGACUUGAAGAAAGUUGUUGGGAUCCUUGAGGAGUUAGACAAACAGGGCAAAUGGAAAUGGUUUCUGCACUACAGAGACAGUCGCAGACUUCGGGAAAACGCAAGGUCCAGUCCUGAAGCAAGUAAGAAACAGCAGUUUAUGGAUUGCUGUCAGAAAGCUGGCAUAGUCGAGGUCUUGCCCUAUCACGAUUGUGAUGUCAUGUCACGGGACCAACCGGACUAUCUCUUCUGUUUGACUCGACUUCAGAUCCAAAACGCCUCUGUUCGGUAUCCUGUGUUUAUUACAGACACACCAACUGAAUCUUACGGAACAAAUGGAAUUUUAACAAUGAACAUUUAUACAUUCUCACGGAUUCUUUCAAAUGAUACUUGUUCUGUGUCAUAAACUUGUGUUUUUGUUUCAUUCCGUUUUUUUUUUUAAUUAAAAAUCCAAUAUCUUACAAUUGGUAAGUACACCCUUGUUAAUAGAAAUAAUUUAUUGUUUAUCAUAAAUGUUAAAGCAUUUAUCUUUGUUACUCAUAUGUGAUUGCUUUCCACUGAGAGCUUUACGGUUUAUAUACAAUGAAUGUAGGUCAUGAAAAUGUUUUAGUAUGUUUUAACCUGACAUUGUUUUUUUUAUAGAUAAAAUUUGACUGAAACUCUAAUAAAUGAGGUGAUUUAA
Messenger RNA from Puntigrus tetrazona (Sumatra barb), 7074 nucleotides. RefSeq names its product transcription activation suppressor family member 2 (gene tasor2). Gene Ontology annotation, cellular component: nucleoplasm. The transcript is spliced from 9 exons. Lineage: Eukaryota; Metazoa; Chordata; Actinopteri; Cypriniformes; Cyprinidae. The coding region runs from base 1 to 6798 and encodes 2265 amino acids. The record is from RefSeq and is a predicted model, not a curated record. Gene Ontology annotation, biological process: negative regulation of gene expression, epigenetic.